AUGUUGCCUCCACGCCAGCCUAUGACCCCUAUCGCUCUAAAUCGUCAGUUUAAUGGUCAAUUAAGUCCUAUAAGUCGUCAGCAAAUCGUUACUACCUAUAAUUGUGGUUUUACACCCGCCGCCAUCGCACUCGGUUUUAACCUAAUCGAUAAGACGGUACGCUACACAAUCGAACAAAGUGCUCAACGCGCCAGCCACGCCACCCUGCCUAAGAAACCUCGAAAAAAAUCAUACACACAUGUCGACGAACGGAAUAUACUUCGGUUUGUGCGAACAAACCCGAAAGCGACAUACGCCCAGGUCAGGAAAGAGGUUGGACUCAAAUGCUCGGUCUCAACUAUUAAGAAGAUUUUGAAGGAGAAUGGUAUUAGCAAUUGGCGUGCAAGACGUCGCCCAUUCCUUACAGAUUCUGUAGCGGCCAAAAGACUUGCCUGGUGCCUCCGCCAUAGAGGUUAUACUGUAGAGGAAUGGGGGUUAUUUAUAUGGAGCGACGAGUGCUCGGUAGAGCGGGGGAGAGGAAAGGCGCAGGAAUGGGUUUUUCGCACACCUGCCCAGAAAUGGGAUAAAGAGAUGAUCCAAACCUAUAAAGCGAAUAAGGACUUAAGUGUUAUGGUCUGGGGAUGCUUUUGGGAUAAUGGGAGGUCCGAUUUAUAUGUGUUGGAUAGAGACUUUGCGGCAAAGAAACAUGGGUAUUCCGCUAACUCCUAUAUCGACGUUUUAAAUGCCCAAGUCGCACCCUGGUACGAAGAACUUGACGACGAAGGGUAUAUCUUCAUGCAGGAUAAUGCGCCUAUUCAUACUGCCCACAAGGUUCGGGAUUGGUUUAUAGAACAUGGAAUAAGAGUGAUUGAUUGGCCGCCAUACUCGCCAGAUCUGAACCCGAUUGAGCACAUCUGGUGGGUACUUAAAAGAAUGCUUAUAGAGCACUACCCACACCUCGAGGGAGCCUCUGAAGAUAAUAUCGAGGAAAUGCAAGAGGCAUUAAAAGAUUGCUGGGCCAGAAUUCCCAAAGAAACCUUCGAUACACUAUAUAAGAGUAUGCCUAGGAGGGUAGAGGCUUGCAUUAAGGCAGGUGGCUGGCAUACAAAAUACUAG
Molecule: messenger RNA, 1095 nt
Organism: Glarea lozoyensis ATCC 20868
Lineage: Eukaryota; Fungi; Ascomycota; Leotiomycetes; Helotiales; Helotiaceae
Product: Homeo
Exons: 1
Coding region: 1-1095 (364 amino acids)
Biological process (GO): DNA integration; DNA transposition
Molecular function (GO): DNA binding
Source: RefSeq, a predicted model, not a curated record